Molecule: messenger RNA, 876 nt
Organism: Penicillium alfredii
Lineage: Eukaryota; Fungi; Ascomycota; Eurotiomycetes; Eurotiales; Aspergillaceae
Product: endonuclease/exonuclease/phosphatase family protein
Exons: 1
Coding region: 1-876 (291 amino acids)
Molecular function (GO): 3'-5'-RNA exonuclease activity
Source: RefSeq, a predicted model, not a curated record
AUGAAGCUUCCUGGUGAACUUCCCAUUCGAGUGUUGAGUCAUAACGUCCGACAUGUCACGUCUGCUCCCUGGAAGGGGGAACGACCCUGGGCCGAGCGCAAGCAACUACUGCUGAACGAGUUCGAGUACCACACUCGUCGCUGUGAGGAUACAUUUCUGUGUCUGCAGGAGGUAUUUCACAAUCAGCUUGUGGAUAUUCUUGCGGGGCUGAACCCAGACACAAGCCCCGAAGUACUGGACUGGGCGUACAUCGGCGUGGGCCGGGAUGAUGGCCACGAAGCGGGCGAGUAUUCUCCCAUCUUCUACCGACCAUCAGCCUGGGACUUACAGCAUUGGGAGACCGUGUGGAUAUCUGAAACCCCCGAGAAACCCUCCAAGGGCUGGGAUGCGACCUCAAUCCGUAUUGUGACCAUCGGGAUGUUUACCCACCGGGCCAGUGGUUAUACUGUGCUCGCCAUGAACACCCACCUCGACAACGAUGGCUCGCAUGCUCGGUUUGAGGGAGCGCGGAUCCUCCGCGCUAAAAUUCGAGAAUACUCUGAGGGCGACUUUGGAAGCCGUAUUUCGGGUACCUUCUUGGCUGGUGAUCUGAAUAGCGCCGAGAACCAAGAAGCAUAUUCCGAGCUGACCGCACCGGGCGGCUUGCGGGAUCCCUACAAACUAGUGGAUUCCUCGCGCCGAUAUGGCCACUAUAAUACCUUCACAGGGUUUGGGUACGAAGACAAUCCACCCUCCCGUAUUGACUACAUUCUCUUGAGUGAGGGAACCAUGGCAUGGAAAGUAGAUGGCUAUGCUGUGUUGGAAAAUCGAUUCGACGACGGAGUACACAAUUCGGAUCAUUGUGCAGUGGUUGUCGAUUUGACACUCUCAUCUUAA